UGGUUCGUUUGUCCUUUGGUCUAGUUAAAAAUGGCCUCUAAGGGCGAGGAAAAAGUUUCGUGUUGCGGCAAACUUGGCUUAAAGCCGUUAACGGGGCACAAUAUCCUAUUUUAUUACGCCCCCCUGCAAGGUGCUCUUAGCUACAGUGCUUUGUCUGUAAAUGUUAUGAAUCCUUCGCUAAUCUUAAGGGUCUUUCCGAAGCGGGACAUAACCAACAUGCUUUUAAUUCACACGUUAGUAGGGUCCGGAUUAUACCUAUACAAUCGGCCACAUCUGCAGGCAGUACCGAAGCAGAAACGCGUACUUUACUGUACGUUUGGAGCCGUGUCCUUCUCUCUAGGAUCAGUGUUGAUUUGGGCUAUUUUACGUAGCGUAAUACCACAGAAUGUCGCACUGUGUACGGUUGCCGGAUUAAGUUCCGGUCUGGCAUUAAUGAAGAUUGGCUGCAGUUACGUGGAUCACGUUGACUCGCUUGUCAAGAACUAAUUUAUUAUACUCGCUUAGUAAUGUCUGUAUUUAGCUUGGUGUAAUAAAACCAUUGUUUCUAUACCAAAUCAA
Messenger RNA from Photinus pyralis (common eastern firefly), 558 nucleotides. RefSeq lists its product as uncharacterized. The transcript has 3 exons. Bases 31 to 486 code for a protein of 151 amino acids. The record is from RefSeq and is a predicted model, not a curated record. Lineage: Eukaryota; Metazoa; Arthropoda; Insecta; Coleoptera; Lampyridae.